AUGGAGGACCUACAUAAUGUUUUAUCGCCGGUCUUCCCUCCGGAAAAGGAUAUAGACGUAUCGAUGGAUGUCAUUCCCUUGAACCAUAGUUCAUCGAUACAACUGUUCAUAAAAUUGGUGGAACCAGUCGUGUUUUUGCAAGGGUUUGAUCAGCGCCAUGACGUCGAUAACAAUUUCCCCUCGAUGCUGAGAGGGUCUCUUAUAGUGCGUGUUUUGAAACCAACCAAAUUGAAGAGCAUCUCGCUAACUUUUAAAGGUUACCUGAGGACAGAGUGGCCGGAGGGGAUCCCGCCAAAGAGAACCGAGUUUAUGGAAGUGAAUGACAUUGUCAACCACACCUGGCCAUUUUAUCAUGAUGAACACAAAGUGGUCAAACCGAACGGAUCGGGCUCUGCCGCAGAGAAUAUGAUAGAAUACUUAACAACGAACAGCGGAAGUUCGCUAUUUAGACCUUUACCGAGUGAAAGUGAUCAGAGUAGUAGGAGAAAUUCCGCGUACCUAAAUGGGUUCAACUUAUCGCCGGUACCCACAAGUACGAAUUUACAAUCCCGAGGAGACAAGGAUAAAGAUAAUAGGAAAUCUAGAAAUAGGACUUUCUCAGACACAUCCACGGAUUCUAUCCCAGCACACGCAAGGAGUAUGUCACCGUUGAAUCUUUUUAAAAGAGUGACGUCUUCUGGAGAGAUACCACAAGCGGGAACGUCAAGUGGGGCCGCCGCAAAUUUGCAUACACCGUCUACUCCAGGUUCUAAGGGCAAAAAGGGGAACAAACCAAUGACCACUAUUUCCAUCUUCUCCGAUCUGUUCGGGUUAUCGACAAACUCGAACACCAGCUCCGUUCCAGCAAAUACAGGUAGUAAUGAUAUUAGCUCGAUUACUUCUAAAUCUGGUAGUAAACAUACGAAAAGCACUAUAGGCAGCGACGCUAACUCAAUCUCGAAUGUUCCUGCGGUCACUGUUGCGAACAGUGGCAGUCGAUCCAAAAAUUUGAAUCCAGCUUCCUACUCGAUGGUUGCCAAUGAAAAUGAAUCGUUUAUCUUUGAACCAGGGGAUUAUAUUUAUACUUUUGAGCAGCUCAUACCUCAAAACUACCCAGAGACCAUCAAAGCCGAUUAUGGGUUUGUCGAAUAUUUUCUCUUAGCCUCAAUAGAGAGAUAUGGCACAUUCAAGAGUAAUUUAAACGCCAGACAGCCAGUCACCAUAGUAAGAACACCAUCUGAUAACUCUGUCGAGGAAACGGAACCUAUCGUAAUUUCGAGGGACUGGGAAAACCAGCUCUACUAUGAUAUUUUAAUUGCUUCAAAAGACAUUAUCCUUGACGCAUUUUUGCCAAUCCAUUUUUCGUUUUCACCGUUAGACAAAGUUGUCCUACAUCGAAUAAGAAUAUACAUUACCGAGACUAUGGAAUACUACUGUAAAAAGAAGAAAGUUCAUAGGAUGGAACCUACAAAGAAAUUCUUAUUGGCAGAGCAUAAUGGCCCAAGAUUGCCUAAUACACCCAAAGAGGACGGUAAUAAAACUUUGAAAGCGAAAUAUAUGGGUAAUCUUUUGGAAGAAGACGGAUAUUUGAGUAACACAGAAUUUGAGUAUCAAGUGUUUAUCCCUAACCGGUUUGGUAGCUUGCAGAGAUUACAUCCAGAUACAGGUUUCGAGAACAUCAAAUCCAGCCAUUGGAUUAAACUAUGUUUGAGGCUUUCCAAAGAAGUGGAUAACAAAAGAAAACAUUAUGAAAUUUCAGUAGAUUCCCCUAUUCACGUACUGAAUAAGCUAUGUUCGCAUGCCAACACACUGUUACCAAGCUACGACGCUCACUUAAUAGUAAACAAUGAGCAAUAUGGGCUAGUAACCAACGAGAUAGCGCCGAAUGACGGGAAUGUUACUGCGUCUUCGGUAAAUGCGACGAGGCAAAACGUUUAUCACGACUCUAAUAUGUUUUUCCCAAAGGAAAUCAUUAUGUCUCCUAUCGUUUCACCAGAGGUGAAACCGCUAGAUAUAAACUUGAAUGCGCCACCUACCUCACCUUUACCACGUAAUGUGAAGAAAAACCUGAAUGUGCCUCAGACUGGUAAAUUGCAUUCCAAUUCCUUUCUUGGUCACGGUAAUGAUAAGAAUGGAGCCGGCAAGAAAGAACCUCAUGUGUUCAAAACGGAUAAGCUAAAAGCAAAUCUCUAUCAACCAGAAUCUCUACAAAGAGAACUAGCCUCACCACAGGCUGUGCCCCUCUCUCCCCUUUCGUCACCGUUGCUAAAACCAAUAUCUAUGCUUUUAUCUGAUAGUCUAUCCGCGAGAAGUUCAGAUAAUCUUUUAGCACCACCACCUGAUUUUGAAGUGGCUACCAUGUCAUCAAAUGAAUCACAGAGAAAACCGAUGAAUCCACCUUCUUACAGUGAUGUGAUGAAAGCUGAUGGUAUUGAAAGCAAGAGCGUGAAGAGUGAGCGACCUGCAAGCAUUGCGAGUGGACAACCGUUUCCAACGUUCACAUUAGACAAACCGCAAGAUACGUUGAAUAUAAAAGAUAACAAAGCUCUCAGGUCAACAGGCGACUUAGAAUUGGGACAUGAUUCUUUAAUGAGCACAGAUGGAGGUGACGAUGAUGGAACAGACAUUGCAUCCGCAUUUAGCUUCCAAACUCAAUCAUUUCAUCCCUCAAAUCUACCGUCAGGUGUUUUGAAGGAGAAGUCCCCAAAGCAUAAUGGUUUAUCGCCAGAUUCCCCGAUAUUCAGCAGAAGAAGUAGUGUUCAAGGUGUCCUACCAUCCACUGUACGGAAUGAUAACAUUUUUUACAAUACUCUAAACCAAGUUUUAAGUAACUCCACUACGCACGCUAGUACCGAUGAGGCACAUUUAUCAGAGGAUAAAAGCGUACAGCAAUCACCGCGAGUAUCCCUUACGCAGAAUGACCAUAUAUCGAAGAUCGAGUCUAAUACCUCUUUCACAGACCGUUUAUCAGCGAGAUCGUCUCUUGAUGCCAGUGCUAUAGUUAUUCCAUCGAAUAAUAGCAAUAGAUUACCGCUACUUCACCAUCAAAGCACCAAUAAUCUGUUUGAUCGGAGUAUUGAUGAGUUCGUAUUCCAGUCAAAGGAAUCGCUGAAUGAUUAUUAUGGACAACCACCAUUGGAAUCCUCAGUGGAUAUUACAGCGCUCUAUGAUAAAAAUUCGUCAGCCUGGCAUCCUCUCCAAAAUCAAGAUAAAUAUUCAUUACUUUCCCACCCAGACGCGCCUAAAACAAGCAGAAGUGAUACCAAAUCAUCAAGUUCUCCGAGCGAGUCUACGGGAGGCGCAGACGACGGUUCAUCAUUCAAAGUCUCGAAAUUCACUCAAGACAACGAACCAAAGCAUGUUUCUGAUGAGGUCGCAGAAGUGAAUCAUUUGAACAGAACCAUCGAUGAAGCUUUGGGGUGA
Molecule: messenger RNA, 3402 nt
Organism: Huiozyma naganishii CBS 8797
Lineage: Eukaryota; Fungi; Ascomycota; Saccharomycetes; Saccharomycetales; Saccharomycetaceae
Gene: ALY2
Product: Aly2p
Exons: 1
Coding region: 1-3402 (1133 amino acids)
Biological process (GO): ubiquitin-dependent endocytosis
Cellular component (GO): cytosol; cytoplasm
Molecular function (GO): protein-macromolecule adaptor activity; ubiquitin protein ligase binding
Source: RefSeq, a predicted model, not a curated record